Messenger RNA from Striga asiatica, 381 nucleotides. Lineage: Eukaryota; Viridiplantae; Streptophyta; Magnoliopsida; Lamiales; Orobanchaceae. The record is from the annotation of a GenBank genome assembly.
AUGUCGUCGGACGGCGUGCUCAACCGAAGGCGGUGGAAACUCGAAUUCUCAAGACAAAGAUGCACAUCGGAGGUCGAGUUCUCGAGGCGGAAGACCGACGGCUUAACGCGAGCGUCGUUGGUGAAGGUGUUGUUGGAGAGGCAGACGGUCCCUGACUCCGACGCCGGUAACAACUGUAUCAUCGGUGAAGGAAGUGCAAAGUUGGAGCAAUUUACAAGCACAGUUGAAAACGGCGAGAUCAGCCGAUCUAGACCGCCUCCAACCCUACGAAUCUCCCAACCCAGGUCCUCCAUCUCCGACGUCGUCUCCCUCGCCGGCGAAACCGAGGCCGAAGCUGAUCGGGCUAUCUCGCUCGACCCAAAGAAAAACACACCAAAAUAA